GUUCAGUUAACCGAAGCUGAAACCACAGCCAUACCUUUGGAAGACACUUACACUCGUCAAUGAUGCCCGUCCAACAUCAAGGAUACUAUCCAAAACCAUGUUCCAUCGCGCCCUAGAUCAUCUCGCGUGAUCGAGUCCAGUUCUGACGACAAGAAGCUUCAAUUUAUGGCCACAAUUGGCAACCAUGUAUAAAUAAGAGCAUGUACAGUCUUCGGAAACCAAGAGUUGCAUCCAGGCCAGCAACUUGAUGAUCCGAGACUCUGAGCAACAGGCAGAUAUGGCCCCUCCUAAACGCACUCGCGGGCUCCUUGCCUGCUUCAACGGCCGCCUCAUCUAUGCUUGUGGCAUGAUUGCCUUAUCGCAGCUCAACUUCGGCAUGGACCAGUCUGCCUUCAGCAACACUCAAGCAAUGCCUUUCUUCAAGAGACAGUUCGGAACCUUCGAUGAAGCCACUGGUACAUACGUUCUCGAGACGGUCUUCCUAUCCCUCUUGAACAGUAUCCAAUUUAUUGGCUUUGUGUUUGGUCUCGUUCUUGGUAACCUCUUCAGCCGUCGCUUUGGCCGCCGUCUGGCAAUGUUUCUCAUGUGUUUCUGGGCUUUGAUAUCCGGAGUCAUCUUGAUUACGUCGAAGACCCCAACUCAAGCAAUCACUGGUCGUACUAUUACAUACGUCUACAUCGGAAUGGAGCUCGCCUUAGUUCCUGUUUUACAGUCAGAGCUUGUUCCUGCAGAGGCUCGCGGCUUUGUCGUUGGUACUUAUCAGUCUGGUCUUUUGUUUGGUAGCCUUAUCAUGUCUAUUAUCUGCCGAGGUACCAGCGACAUCAAGGGGCAUGCUUCCUGGAGGAUCCCCUAUGGCCUUUUCUUCGUGAUUCCUUCUAUCCUCGCAGUAGCUGUGUGGUGGAUCCCUGAGUCUCCCCGUUGGCUAUUGACCCGAGAUCGCCAGGAGGACGCUCUCAAGUCCCUCCGACUACUUCGACAAGGGGCAUACACCGACGACGAGAUCGAGCACGAAUUUCGAGAGAUGCAGAAUGCCCUCAACAACACUGUUAAAAAGGGCAGUUUUAUGGACAUGUGGCGAGGGACGAAUCUCAAACGAACUUUAAUCACAAUCGGCGUCAACAUCUUUCUUCAACUUACGGGUCAGAACUUUGCUUCCAAAUAUGGCACAAUUUUUAUCCAGAGUCUGAAUUCGGUUAACCCUUUUGUUAUGUCGUGCAUCAACUCUGCGCUUAACAUUGUUGCCGUCUUCUUGACACAGUUCUUGUCUGAUAAGACAGGACGAGUUCCCUUGAUGAUAGCCGGAGCAGUCCUUCAGACAGCCAGUCUUAUGACCAUGGGUGGGCUCGGAACUGUCAAGAACCCCUCGCAGAGCAUUCGGUCUGCCAUCGUUGCGACCGUCACCCUCUUCGGCAUCGGGUUUUCCCUAGGAUGGGCACCUCUCUCACACGUUGUAGCCGCAGAGAUCCCUACGACCGGUCUACGCGAUCUCACAUAUGCUGUGGGUGCCGUCUUCAACAUUGUCAUUCAAUGGGCUGUUGCUUUCAGUAUUCCCUACCUCAUUGACCAAUCACAUGCUGGCCUUGGGUCUAAAGUCGGCUUCAUAUUCGGAGUGACUUCGUUCCUGGCGACAUUAUUCUCGUGGUUCUGCAUCCCUGAGUGUGGAGGUAAGACAUUGGAAGAAAUCGAUGAGCUGUUCGCUCAAGGAGUUCCUAUUCGCAAGUUCCGCACAAUCAAAGUUUCGUUGGAUGCAGAAGCUUCGGAUGGUGGUGAUGAUCUCACGAAACCUGGCAAGGGCAAUGUGUCACAGACAACACAUACUCUUUAGGCGUUGACGAAGGCUAGAUAAAGUCACAGAUAUUCUUAACAACGGGCACAGUCAGGGGUAUGGCUGGUGGAUGCAUCGAGAGCAAGUUUCUACGAGAGCCAAAUUAACAAGUCAACUCAAAUCAAUAAUGUUAAUUUUCUUGA
Molecule: messenger RNA, 1968 nt
Organism: Fusarium oxysporum Fo47
Lineage: Eukaryota; Fungi; Ascomycota; Sordariomycetes; Hypocreales; Nectriaceae
Product: general substrate transporter
Exons: 5
Coding region: 248-1825 (525 amino acids)
Biological process (GO): transmembrane transport; carbohydrate transport
Cellular component (GO): membrane
Molecular function (GO): carbohydrate:proton symporter activity
Source: RefSeq, a predicted model, not a curated record